GUUUCUCAUUACUUCUCUCCAGACAUUUAUCAUUCAUUAACUCCUCACCAACAAUCUUGAGAUCGAUAUGUCAUCAUCUUCUCAGAGUCGGUGAAAUCGCUUGUAUAUAUAUAGUCUGGAAGGUGCUCCUCAACUGUGAGUUCCGGCUGCUCCGUUUCUUGAGGCGAGUAAGUAUCAGGCGCGGCGGUGAAAUAUAAAAUUUACAACAAAAUAGUGGUUGGUAUCUAUGGCGUUAAGAGUAAAUGAAGUUUUUUCGGAAAGAGAAAUGUAAAACACAAAUAUUUAUUUUUGUAGGUUAAAGAAAAUAGCUUUUCUGGUAAAAUAGUGGUUAGAGAAAUUAAGGUCUUUUGAAAAACUCUCAACUUAAGUGGAAACGCCUGCAAAAUAUUAUCCCUAAGAGAGAGAAAAUUAGUGAGAGAAAGUAGAUAUAAGUUUGGGUCUAACGGACGGUUGGCGCGUGAGCGUAAGUGUUGUCACCAAAGCUCUUCGUCUCUGUUAUAGUUAAUUAACUCUGGUUUUUCCAUUGUCUCCUCUGUCUUACCGCCUUGUCCGGGCUCUAUCCCAGUCUCCAUUUGUUGUCGUUAAUUUGGAGAGUAAACUGACAUCAAUGGAAGUUUUGCUUAUGGAAUAAAGGCGCGGCCGGGUAGAAGGUGAGAUGCGGUUAAGUCGUCUUGCUAGUUUAAAUUUUUAUUCUGGGAGGUGGAGGUUCUUACAACUCCGUUGCUGCUGGUCCUUGUCUCUGGGAAGUGGAAGUUUCUUUAGUUCUGCCAUCGUCGGCUUUUAUCUCCAGAAGGUAAAGGUUCUCAUAGUCUUUCGUCGCCGGUUUUAUGUGAUUCAAUUUAUUUGGAUAAGGUUUGGGCUCCGAUUGUGGAUCUGGUGUGAUUUUCAGCUAUUUGCUCGCAGCUUUGCUCUGUUGGAUGAGAUUUUGAAUCAUUCGAUGAGGCUCUCCGAUGUGAAGACGAAGCGUGGAAAAAAAGAGAUGGAUUCGGUGGAGGCUCUCUGGUUAUAUGAGUUCUGACGUAAUGAGUGUUAUGGUGGUUUGCUCCGGCGGCGUCUCAAGGCGGUAGCGGUCAAGUUGAGGUGGAAGUGACGCGUGUCGCUCCGAUGGUGGAGAUCUUAACAUGUGUCUGGUCUCCUUGACGCGUGAACUUGCAUGGAGCCGUCUGGUUUCUAUCGUUUGGUGCCACAGGUCCAUUUAGUUUUAUUUUCUUUGGCCCGUUUGUAUUUGGGCUUUAUGCAUUGUAGUUUGUUGGGAUUCAAUUCGGUUUCUGGUGUGGACCCGAUUCAAUAAAAUCUUGACAGAAAAAAAAGUGGAAACGCUUAAUCGAACGGGACCCACAAAUAUUAUUAUUCUGAAUCUGAACAACCGUUCAUAGAGCAAAGCACACUGGAUUAUCAUUUUUAUGUGAUU
Eruca vesicaria subsp. sativa (arugula) is the source of this 1411-nucleotide messenger RNA. The record is from the annotation of a GenBank genome assembly. Lineage: Eukaryota; Viridiplantae; Streptophyta; Magnoliopsida; Brassicales; Brassicaceae.